UUUUCUAGCUGACGUCUGUGAAAUGAAAUCAGCUUGUUGCUAUUUGUCUCACACAGAAUAAAAGUUUGCGUGGGGUGAUACUGAGUACGGACUAAAUCCAUUUGGGUUUACAGUGAAAAUAUACCCUUUUCAUUUUUCUAUACACUAAGGACUAUCUUGUGGCAGGUCUUGGCAGAUCGCCGCCGUAUGGACGAUGAGGAGGAUGAUGUGUUUGAGCCAGACUCCCGCUGCUGGCGCACAGCCUUCAGGGAGAUAAAGUACGAGGACAGGGGAACCCAGACACCCAGCCCUGUCCUGCCACUGCCCAAUAAUAUGCUGCCCUGCGGGGUGGCCCAGGAGCCCAGACCACUCUUCUACGGCAACGCAGGCUUUCGAUUGCACUUUCCAGCACAGUUUGAGCGUGUUGGAGACCAGGGGCCUCUGGGAGAGCGAGGGGGGAUGGAGCGGCUCAAUCGGCAGCCCCAGCUGCCAGCACGCAGCAUAGAGGUCUGCAUUGGACAGAAACUCCAACUCAUCGGAGACCAGUUCCACCAAGAACACCUUCAAGUGUAUCACCGAAACCAAAGGAACAUGAGGCCCUUGUGGUGGCGCCUGGCCUCGGCUCUGCUCACCCUGCUGUUUGAGCAGGAGGCCAUCGCUGGAGGGGGGAGAGCAGGGUGGAGGUGAUGGAGAGGACCAGCCCAGCCCAGACUACCCCUCUCCCACAGGAACUGGACUCCAUUGGCACUGUCAAAUUUAACACGGGUCUGUUGGGGAAAAAUUACAAAAGAGAAAAGGUCCCCGCGGGACGGAGACAACCAUUUUUUACGAGGUUGUUUUUUUCCAAGAAGAUGCCAUGUUGUUUCACGAGAUUCCUCUACUGCACGAUGUCCUUAUUUUGGUAAUUGUUUGAUGUAGUAUUUUGUACAGUACAUUAUUCCUGUUGAAUUUGUUUGCACUUCCGUAUGUGUACAUCUUGAAUGACCUCCAUGGUCCCGGGAAUGCCUUGUCAAUGUCUUCUACCACAACCCAAUGACUGUUGACAAGAACCAAGCAGAAGAAAGAGAUGGAUGGAUCUGAAGAAGGGAAAGAAGAGUGGUUCAUAGGGUUUUCUUUUCUGAAGUUUCCAGGAAAUAAUUGGUCAAACUUGAUAACUUACUAAUUUCCAAAGAUUCUCUCAGAACAAAGCAUUUUUCACCUCAACCUUCUCCUCAAUGGGGUUGUGUAUACUGUUAUAUUACAUGUUGAUUAUUCUUUGCUCUUCCAGUCACUUUUAUUGUUUUGAUUUCAAUAAUUGUUGUUUUUCCCAUUGUCACCAAAAAUAAUGAAACAUCCAGUGGCUUCCGAUGUGGUAAAUGCCACUUUGUGGUGUGAAGGUAGAUCCAGUACAUAGCCGUGGGAAAUAGGGGUGCUACAGCACCCCCUGAUAAAAAAAAAGUGUAUACAUAUAUAUAUAUACAUAUAUAUAACAUUUUCUCAUAACAUUUGUGAACUAGGCUUUUAUUACUGCUGUAUUAGCAGAGAAGAAUACUCUUUAGGACCCCCCCACCCCCCACCCACCUUCAACAGCACUCCCAAAACAUCUACCCGCAGCCAUGAUACAACUUCCAAAGCAAAAGUGGAUCCCACGAGUUACUCAGAGAGAACACCAGGUUUUCAAUCAUAGUUUAUUUCAGAGUUAUCUUUUACUAAUUUCAUAAAUCCCCGAACUGGACCCCAGUCAUUGUAAGAGAGAUUGUGCUGAUCAUUUUUUUGUUUUAAGACUACCAGGCCCUUCAAGUGGAGCUAUGUAUCCACACUGUUUGCACUAUAGUACAUCAGUCAGGAGUAGAUUCGGUUACAAAGCCAACCUCUGUCAUUUAAUGAAGGUUUUUAACUGUAUCUGAUUUGCAAUGGUAACAUUACAAUGUUUUCAUUCACAUGACCAGGCUAUAUCUUCCCAGGAAGUGACUGAAUAUGGCCUGUUAUCAUUAGAAUAAAACAUCUGAGGUACAAGUGAUGCUGGUUAAAUGAAUGCCUCAUUGAAAUUCCAAUGUUUUUUAGCCCUCCAAUCGAUGUGCUCUCUAACCCACUGCCAGAGAUGCACUUGUAUUCUGGACACCAAAACAAACAUGUGAAACAACAACAUCUUCCCUCCUCUCAGGAUUGUUGCAUGGGCUUUUAUAUAUAUAUUUUUUAACCUGUGGAGUGAUCUUGUAUUAGUUCUUUGUCCUCAGAUCCUGUGGUGUAACUUUUUAAUAGAAAUCACCACUGAUAAUCCAAUUGACAAGAGAACGUGUCUGAGUUUAGAAAUUAACUGGUAGUAUGCAAGACUGUAAUUACUAUUGAAAUAUGAAUCUUUUUGAAGACACUGCUGUAUUCUUGAAGAUGCUGUUUGUUGUACAUUUUAUUGCCUUUUUACUUCACUUUUUGUCCAUUUUGAAGUAGCAGUAUAUAUCAUGAGGCUGUAAUUUCAGACACAACUCCUGUUAAUACGGUUAUGUUUGGUCCUACAGUACUUUACUUUUUGCCCAUUUUGAAGGAGAAGUAUACAUCAUGAGGCUGUAAUUUCAGACACAACUCUUGGUAAUUUGGUCCUACAGCCAUCUUCUGUGUCAUCUUCUGUCUGUAUAAUCAGUGCUUUCUUUCAACCCUUAAUUUAGAAUGCUGGAGAAACAGGUAACUGCCAAAAUCAAGGAAACACCCAUAUAAAGUGUCUUCAUAGGGUGGUGUUGGGCCACCACGAGCCAGAACAGCUUCAAUGCCCCUUGGCAUAGAUUCUACAAGUGCUUGGAAUAAUAUGGUGUUUUGUUGAUGGUGGUGGAAAACGCUGUCUCAGGCGCCCCUCCAGAAUCUCCCAUAAGUGUUCAAUUGGGUUGAGAUCUGGUGACAGUGAUGGCCAUUUCAUAUGGUUUACAUCAUUUUCAUGCUCAUCAAACCAUUCAGCGGCCACUCGUGUCCUGUGGAUGGGGACAUUGUCAUCCUAUGGGGGCAUAGCCAUGGUAGCCAAAAUAAUGGCCUGCCCAACCUUUUUAAACAUAUUCCUUUAGCAUAAUGGGAUAUUAAUUCCUUUAUUAACUCAGGAACCACACCUGUGUGGAAAUACCUGAUUUAAAUAUACUUUGCAUCCCUCAUUUACUCAAGUGUUUCAAUUAUUUUGGCAGUUACCUGUAUGUUUUUGUGCCAGGGAAAAUACAAAUAACAGUUUCCCAUGUAGAGUAGGAUGACAAAGGAAUGGAGUGGUUCGGUCCAAUUCUGUUGUCUGCAUCAGUUGAAAUAUAUUAGAUACAUAACCAUAGAUAUAAAGGUAUACUUUAGACAGACUGGUCAGAUGAUGACGCUUGCUCUGUCUGUUGAGGCAGGGACUAAUUUAGAACCAUGUGGGGCAGUGAGAGAUGAGUUGAACAUCGUUGUUGUUGUUGUUUGUUGUUGUUUUUUCCUGCAGAUCCUGAAUGCUGAGCCAGUCACCGUAGCCUCCUGUCUCACUGUAGCCCUUAAACCGUCCCUAAACUCGCUUCUCUCGCUCUACUGUAGCCUACAUCUAUGUGUACUGCUCAUCCAUUUCCUUAAGGACUUUUAGCGUUGCUUUCCGUUUUUUUAUUUUUUAUUUAUUUUUUGUAUAUUCACCCUUUUCUACCGUAUGGAUUUUGUGUGCAAUUUCUCUUCCUUUUGUUUUUUAAAAAUGUGUAUAUAAUUCAUUUGUGUGACUGUAUAGAGCGAUGGUUAUCUGCGCUGUGUUUUCCCUGAGGGUAGUCAUCUCCAGAAAUGGGCCCAAUCGGUUAAGGCAUUUAUAUGAAUCAACCAUGUCACGUUAGCCAUUCAGCAGAUAGCAGUAGAAUCUCAGUGUUCAUUCUGGAAAGAUCACAGAUCAGUUUAGCUACAGUUGAAGUCAGAAGUUUACAUACAUUUAGGUUGGAGUCAUUGAAACUCAUUUUUCAACCACUCUACAAAUGUCUUGUUAACAAACUAUAAUUUAGGCAAGUCGGUUAGGACAUCUACUUUGUGCAUGACACAAGUUAUUUGUCCAACAAUUAUUUGACUUAUAAUUUACUGUAUCACAAUUCCAGUGGGUCAGAAGUUUACAUACACUAAGUUGACUAUGCCUUUAAACAGCUUGGAAAAUUCCCAAAAAUGGCAUGGCUUUAGAAGCUUCUGAUAGGCUAAUUGACAUCAUCUGAGUCAAUUGGAGGUGUACCUGUGGACAUAUUCAAGGCAUACCUUCAAACUCAGUGCGUCUUUGCUUGUCAUCAUGGGAAAAUCUAAAGAAAUCAGCCAAGACCUCAGAAAAUAAAUUGUAGACCUCCACAAGUCUGGUUCAUCCUUGGGAGCAAUUUCCAAAUGCCUGAAGGUACCACGUUCAUCUGUACAAACAAUAUUACGCAAGUAUAAACACCAUGGGACCAAGCACCUGUCAUACCAAUCAGAAAGGAUACGUGUUCAGUCGCCUAGAGAUGAAUGUACUUUGGUGCCAAAAGUGCAAAUCAAUCCCAGAACAACAGCAAAGGACCUUUGUAAAGGAAACAGGUACAAAAGUAUCUAUAUCCACAGUAAAACGUAUUCUAUAUCGACAUAACCUGAAAGGCAGCUCAGCAAGGAAGAAGCUACUGCUCCUAAACCGCAAUAAAAAGCAAGACUACGGUUUGCAACUGCACAUGGGGACAAAGAUCGCACUUUUUGGAGAAAUGUCCUCUGGUCUGAUGAAACAAUAAUAGAACUGUUUGGCCAUAGUGACCAUUAUUAUGUUUGGAGGAAAGAGGGGGAGGCUUGCAAGCAGAAGAAACACCAAUCCAACUGUGAAGCACGGGGGUGGCAGCAUCAUGUUGUGGGGGUGCUUUGCUGCAGGAGGGACUGGUGCACUUCACAAAGUAGAUGGCAUCAUGAAGAGGAAAAUUAUGUGGAUAUAUUGAAGCAACAUCUCAAGACAUCAGUCAGGAAGUUAAUGCUUGGUCGCAAAUGGGUCUUCCAAAUAGACAAUGACCCCAAUCAUACUUCCAAAGUUGUGGCAAAAUGGCUUAAGGACAACAAAGUCAAGGUAUUGGAGUGGCCAUCGUAAAGCCCUGACCUCAAUCCUUUAGAAAAAUUGUGGGCAGAACUGAGAAAGUGUGUGCGAGCAAGGAGGCCUUACAAUCCUGACUCAGUUACACCAGUUCUGUCAGGAGGAAUGGGCCAAAAUUCACCCAACUUAUUGUGGGAAGCUUGUGGAAGGCUACCCGAAACGUUUGACCCAAGUUAAACAAUUUAAAGGCAAUGCUACCAAAUACUAAUUGAGUGUAUGUAAACUUCUGACCCACUGGAAAUGUGAUGAAAGAAAUAAAAGCUGAAAUACAUCAUUCUCUCUACUAUUAUUCUGACUUUUCACAUUUUUUAAAUAAAGUGGUGAUCCUAACUGACCUAAAACAGGGAAUUUUUACUCUGAAUAAAUGUCAGGAAUUGUGAAAAACUGAGUUUAAAUGUGUUUGGCUAAGGUGUAUGUAAACUUCCGACUUCAACUGUACAUAACUACAGUAUGACCAUUGUCUGGUCAGUGCUUUGGAGCUGGAUCAGUACCAUGCAGAUAAUUUGCCAAAACAUUUUUUUUGUCGCUGGGCAUUGGUUAUGGGUUCAAUCCUUUUAGUCUACUUUAGCAUUCUUCUGUAAUAAACAUGCACUGGAAAGUACUUUGUGUCUGUAGAUCUGAUGCGUCCCUGAGCAGUCCCUGUGAUAUUGUACAGUGUACUCUGGUUCGUUCUUUCAAAUCUGUCAUGUGCUGAACUAACUGAGUGUCUGUAGUAUUGCAGACCAUUGACGAUGCAUAGAACAGUCUUUUGAUUUAUUUGAAAGAGAAAAAAGCCACCAUGGUGCCCAGAAAUGAUUUUUCAGAGGGGGUUCUGAAGCUGUGUACUGGAGAUUAGACAUAUACUUGCCAUAUCUCAGCACUGUGCAUAGCUACAGGAACUCUAUACAGUGAGUUUUGUAUAUUAUCGAAAAACCGUCAGUGUCUUGAUUUGUUUUGUCCACUUUCUUUAAAUGUACCUUUUUUAUGAGACCAUUUCUUACUCAUUGUCUUUCCUAACUUUUUUAAUGUCUUUUCAUAUGAAAGGGUCAGCUUUUAUAGGGACAGUUUUGAGGCUUUUGAAUCGUUUUUAAUACCUGUUCGAUCUUUUUAACAAGUCCAAUGAGAUCAAGGGCUUUUUUUGUAUAUAAAUGAGCUUGAAACAUUCCUUCUUUGACUGGUUCUGGUGUAAACAUGUUUUCAGCGAUACCGUCAAAACGGAAACAUUUAUUUUCGUGUUGUGCUCCAUAUGAUCUCUGAGGUUAAAUCAUAACCAAGAAACAUUGUCCUGUUUUAGGAACCGAUGAACUGUACAUGUAUUACUGACACCUGGAAAAUGCCUUUAACUGCUCAGUUUCAACUAAGUCUUGAUUAUCACACACUCUCUGUACUCCCAAGAAAAGAGACCCAGCGAAAAUGUAGCAUUUUUGUGAACAUUGACUGUGUGUUUUCAAGACUGUACUGUGCACUCAUUUCUUUUUUUGUGUUUUAUUUUUGUUGAUACAUUAUGGAAGUAAGGACAAUUUGUUAUGUAGUGCAAUAUGCUGUACAUAUAAGAGCUUUGCUCAACAAAUCUUUUUCUGAAUGACUUGUUCUGUUUUAUUGGUACUUUUUUUUUCAAUAAAAUUAUAUUGAAAGUGUAAA
Messenger RNA from Oncorhynchus kisutch (coho salmon), 6634 nucleotides. RefSeq names its product bcl-2-modifying factor. Gene Ontology annotation, biological process: negative regulation of autophagy; positive regulation of apoptotic process; apoptotic process. The transcript has 4 exons. Lineage: Eukaryota; Metazoa; Chordata; Actinopteri; Salmoniformes; Salmonidae. Gene Ontology annotation, cellular component: myosin complex. The coding region runs from base 187 to 666 and encodes 159 amino acids. The record is from RefSeq and is a predicted model, not a curated record.